Molecule: messenger RNA, 1704 nt
Organism: Ipomoea nil (Japanese morning glory)
Lineage: Eukaryota; Viridiplantae; Streptophyta; Magnoliopsida; Solanales; Convolvulaceae
Exons: 1
Coding region: 1-1704 (567 amino acids)
Biological process (GO): DNA integration
Molecular function (GO): RNA-DNA hybrid ribonuclease activity; nucleic acid binding
Source: RefSeq, a predicted model, not a curated record
AUGUCCAAGCUCGCGGAGAAGUCCCUCCCAUUCUUCAAUGUCAUGAAGCAGAGGAGCAGUUUCACUUGGACCCCGGAAUGCCAAGAGGCCUUCGACCAGUUUAAAGCAUACUUAUCCGCGGCGCCGGUUCUUUCCAAGCCAGAGAGAGGGGAGACAUUGUAUGUAUACCUCGGGGUGGCACCCGCGGCCAUUAGCUCGGUGCUACUCAGAGAGGAAACAGGCAUCCAGAAACCUAUCUAUUACGUCAACAAGGCCCUGCAUUACGCCGAGCUCAGGUACACCCCGCUUGAAAAAACAGUAUACGCCCUCGUUAGAACGGUCCGGAAGCUAGUAUACUAUUUCCAAGCACACUAUGUAAUCGUCCUGACAGACCAGCCCCUGGGCACCAUCCUGAGAAAUCCGGUCUCGUCGGGCCGCAUGGUGAAGUGGGCGGUCAAACUCUCCCAGUAUAGCCUCGAAUACCGCCCCCGCACGGCUAUCAAGGGCCAAGCCCUCGCUGACUUCAUCUUAGAAUGCACUAUCCCGGAACGCAAGGAAGGACAACCUGAAGAAAGCAUAGGGGAGUGGGAGAUGUACACCGACGGCGCCUUUAGCAAAAAGGGUUGUAGAGGUGGCGUCGUGCUCAUCUCGCCAGAAGGGUUGAAAGCCUACCAAGCCCUCAGAUUCCGCUUCACUCUCUCCAACAACGAAGCUGAAUAUGAGGCCUUAAUCGGGGGCCUGAGGUUGGCCCAGGCCCUGCAAGCACGCAGCCUCAAGAUUCGGUCAGAUUCGCAACUGGUCGUGGGCCACGUCAACAACCAGUUCGAAGCGCGGGAAGACAGGAUGCGGCAGUACCGGGACGUAGUGCAGAGAUUAUUGCCCUCUGUAGAUCGGUGGGAACUAGCCCAAAUUCCGAGGACAGACAACGGCGAGGCAGACCUACUGUCUCGAAUUGCCCAAGGCGUCGAAGACCACCUAAGUUACAUGCCAAAGAUAGCCCGGACGAUCGACGUCAACGCACCUAGGAUAGGAAAGGACGAAGUCCUAGCUAUAACGCCACCCCCAGACGAAUGGAUGCAGGAGAUGACCCGUUACAAGGAACAGGGUCUCACACCGCAUGACCCCCAGAGAGCACGAAAGAUAGUGGCCAUGGCUCCGUCUUACCGAAUGAUUGAAGGACGAUUAUUCAAAAUAUCCUUCGGGGGGCCCAUGCUCCGGUGCUUAACCAGGGCAAAAGCCGACAAAGUCAUCGCGGAAGUCCACGAGGGAGUGUGUGCCGCACACCAGGGCGCCCAAACCUUGGCUAGGAAAAUUAUCUUGCAAGGAUACUACUGGCUCCGCAUUAGAUCCGAUUGCCAAGACAAUGGGAGGAAGUUCCCUACGUGCCAACAAUUCACGAUUUUACCCGGCAAGCCCGCCUCCUACUACACCCUGGUCACCUCAGCCAUCCCAUUUGCGUGGUGGGGUGUUGACUUGGCAGGACCUUUCUCCAAGGGGGUGGGAAGCCUAAAGUUCUUAAUCGUAGCCAUAGACUAUUUCACCAAAUGGGUAGAGGCGGAGCCCCUUGCCUCCAUCACAGGGACCCAGUCCCGAAAAUUUAUGUGGAAAAAUAUCUUCACAAGAUUUGGGUUACCCCAGCAAGUCGUGUCCGACAACGCAAGCAGUUUAACAACCAGGAUUUUGCUCAUUUCUGCGCUUAUUAUGGGGUGGAGCAUAUCAAGGUAG